Molecule: messenger RNA, 1598 nt
Organism: Saccostrea cuccullata (small rock oyster)
Lineage: Eukaryota; Metazoa; Mollusca; Bivalvia; Ostreida; Ostreidae
Product: protein disulfide isomerase Creld2-like
Exons: 11
Coding region: 170-1408 (412 amino acids)
Molecular function (GO): calcium ion binding
Source: RefSeq, a predicted model, not a curated record
GUGUGUUCUUGUAAAAGAAACAAUUUAAAAAGUGACAUGAAAGUACUCUCAUGACGAAAAAAGAGAUUAGGAGGGAUAGAAAGUUGUUGCGAACGUUAAUUGUGGUGACAGGCCUUUGAAAAUUCACCUGAUCAGCUGGCGCUGAUCGGCUCUGUGUAUCAUAGACAUAAUGGACGUGCACUCCCUUACAAGUGUAAAUUAUAUACUUUUCUAUUGUCUAUUGUUAAUCCCAGGAACCCUUGCUGCUAAAACAAGAUGUGAGAUAUGCAGGGAUGUUGACAAGAAUUUUCACGAGGGAUUAAAGAAAACAGCUAAGUCUAACUUUGGAGGAGGCAAUACAAAGUGGGAAGAAAAAAGUUUAGGAAAAUACAGAUAUAGUGAAACAAGAUUGGUGGAAGUCAUUGAAAAUUUGUGUGAAAAUAGUGAAAAAGAAUGUCAUACAUUUGUCGAGGAACAUGAGGAAUUAGUUGAGAAAUUCUGGCAUUCCAUUUUUGCAAAGGACAAAGGGCCAGAUUUCUUUCUGUGGCUCUGUAUUGACAAUGUUAAAGUUUGCUGUCCAGAGAACACAUAUGGCCCUAACUGUAAAUCAUGUCCUGGGGGGACCAAGUCUCCGUGUGGAGGAAAUGGAAAGUGUGAUGGAGCGGGCACCAGAAGUGGGAAGGGCACCUGUUCUUGUGAUGCUGGUUACCAAGGUGACAUGUGUGACAGCUGUUCUGAUGGACAUUAUGAGGAAGUCAAGAAUGAAACUCACACCCUUUGUAAAGCCUGUGAUACGUCCUGUAAAUCUACUUGUUGGGAGGCUGGACCUAAAGGAUGCGAUGAAUGUAAUGUAGGCUGGAAGGCAUCAGAGGAAGAAGGAUGUAUAGAUGUGGAUGAGUGUGUCAGUGACAGUGUUAAUUGUUCUGAAGAUGAAUACUGCUCUAAUACUGUGGGAUCAUUUUAUUGUGGAAAAUGCCACACAGCAUGUAAAGGCUGUACCCAGUACGGUCCAGAUAAAUGUAAAGAGUGCUCGGACGGGUAUAAAUUGAUAGACAAUACCUGCACAGAUGUUGAUGAAUGUGUUGAGGAUAGCAGUCUGUGUGCUGGAGAAAACCGACAGUGUGUAAACAGCCCAGGGAGUUACUCCUGUACAUGUAACGAGGGUUAUGUAGAACAAGAGGACAAGUGUGUCCCUAAACCAAAAGAUAUACCCAAGAAGUCAAAAAAGAAGAAAAUAAAAUCAAAAAGUGUAUGGUCCAAGAUUUAUACUUUUGCUACAAAAGCUUCUAUGUUAAACUUUUUCUUGGUUUUACUUAUCUUUGUUGUGAUUGGUCGGUUCUUCAAAGGGGAGGUGUUAGUAAUCCUUAUAUUGUCGGUGUUGUAUCUCCAGUAUUUAUUAUGGUUUUCAUCUAAAAGUGAGAAAUCCUGAUUGUUACUGAUAUUAUAUUGUUUUUCAUAUUACUUUAUAUGUGACAGAUCUCAAGUUUCAUUUCUGUGUUCUUAUUACAUGUGUACGAGUGUAUGUACACCCUGUUCAUUUGUAUGUGCUGUGUUCAUGUAAAAAUAAAUCGUAUACAGAUUUUUCAUUAGAUGAUGAUUGUUAAUUCAUGUUUGGGAGA